Raphanus sativus (radish) is the source of this 2099-nucleotide messenger RNA. RefSeq names its product alpha-humulene/(-)-(E)-beta-caryophyllene synthase. Gene Ontology annotation, molecular function: magnesium ion binding; terpene synthase activity. Gene Ontology annotation, biological process: diterpenoid biosynthetic process. The record is from RefSeq and is a predicted model, not a curated record. Lineage: Eukaryota; Viridiplantae; Streptophyta; Magnoliopsida; Brassicales; Brassicaceae.
AAAAGCCAAAAAUGGCUUUUCGUUUCCAUGGUGGAAGAUUUAAUCAUGCUUAAAUGGUGAACAAAAAUGCCUUCUUUUAAUGGUUGUAAGUUAUAUUAGAUUAACGAGAAUAUUUUAACAAAAUUUUAAAUUUGUAUUAUGUUUAGCUAUUUUUUGAUAAUAUAUAGUUAUACAAUUAGAAGUGUAAAAUAUGUUAACCAUUAUAUAUGUAAAGAGCUCACUCGUUUUGGUAAAGCAUUCUGAACCACAAGUGAUUGCUAACGUAAACAUGAGCAUGGGGAGUGUAGUCCACCGUCCGCUAGCUGAUUUUUCAGCAAAUUGGGAAGAUCUCUUAACUCAUUUCUCAAAGUCUGAGCUUGGGAGUACUGAUUCGUUAAAAGAAAAGCAUAUUACUCUGAAGGAGGCUGUCAAGGAAUCGUUUAUGGUCUCAAAAGUGAAUCCCAUAGAGAACAUCAAGUUCAUCGACGCUCUAUGUCGCCUUGGUGUCUCCUAUCACUUUGAGAUAGACAUCAUAGAGCAAUUGGGAAAUUUAUUUGAUAGCCCUGAUUUUAAUCCUUUGAUACGACAUGAUGAAUGCGAUUUAUACACUGUUGGGUUGCUUUUCCAAGUUUUCAGGCAAUUUGGGUUCAAGCUUUCUGCUGAUGUGUUUGAGAAGUUCAAGGGCGGGGAUGGGAAGUUUAAAGGAGACUUAGUGGCAGAUGCAACCGGUAUAUUAAGCUUGUAUGAAGCUUCACAAUGGAACACUCAUGGAGAAUAUAUUAUGGACGAAGCUCUCGCUUUUUCAAGCUGUCAUUUAAAAGAAAUCUCUUUUCAAUCUAUCCCCUAUCACCUGGCCGUACGCAUCAACAAUGCUCUAAUUAAGGCAUCCUUACCACAAAGGCACUCAAGGAUAGAAACGAGGAGAUAUAUAUCAUACUACGAGGCAGAAGAGAAGCGUGACGCAGUUUUACUUGAGUUUGCAAAGAUAGAUUUUCUUAUGCUCCAAAGGUUGCACCGCACAGAGCUUGCUUGCGUAACAAGGUGGUACGAAAAAAUGAAAAUCAAAUCUAAAGUAACGUACACAAGACAUCGAAUAGCAGAGGCGUACUUGUGGUCAUUUGGCGCAUAUUUCGAGCCCCAAUAUUCUCAAGCACGAGUUAGAACAGCUAUUGCACUAAUCAUAUUCACAAUUCUUGAUGAUACGUAUGAUGCGUAUGGCACAAUGAAGGAGCUUGAGAUUUUCACAGAUGCAAUGGAAAAGUGGCUUCCCGCUCCGCCUAACACGAUACCUGAGAGCAUGAAGUACGUGUACCGUAUCAUGGUAGAUUUCUAUGACAAACUUGAAGAGGAACUUGAGAACGAAGGAAGGUCAGGCUGUGGCUUCCAUCUUAAGAAAUCAUUGAAGACAACGGCGAAUGGAUAUAUGAAAGAGGCAAAGUGGUUGAAAGAAAAUUACACUGCUACAUUUGACGAGUAUAAAGAGAAUGCGAUAUUGUCUUCCGGUUACUAUCCCUUGUUUGCAAUGACAUUCGCGGGAAUGGGAGAUGUCGCAAAUCUUGAUGCUUUUGAAUGGUUAAGCUCAAACCCUAAAAUUAGGGUAGCUUCCGAGAUAAUCAGUCGAUUCACAGAUGACAUUUCUAGCUACGAGUUUGAACAAAAAAGGGAGCACGUGGCAACGGGUAUUGACUGCUAUAUGAAGCAAUUUGGUGUUUCCAAGGAACGAGCAGUGAAAGGAAUAGAAACCCUUCUUUCCGAUGCGUGGAAGGACAUGAACCAAGAGCUAACGAGGCCUCAUUCAUGCCCGUUCCCUCUUUUGAUGCGAAUCUUUAACCUAUCCCGUGUCAUCGAUGUAUUCUAUCGGUACCAAGACUGUUACACCCACCCUGAGUUCCUGAAACAGCACAUUGUUUCCUUGUUCAUCGAAGAUAUACCCAUUUAAAAACAUCUGUGUGAUUGUUCCUAUAUAUCUAUGGCGUAAUAAAAUGAUGGCCAAAUAAAUUUCUAGACACUUAAAACGUGUCGCUCUCAACAUAUAUGCCAUUUGUAUUUCCGUUGUAUGUGUGGCUGUUGUUAUGCUGGUAGUACAUCCAUUUCCAUUUCUAUUUCUAUUUUUAUUUGUA